GGUUUCGCGGCAGUCGCCGGCCUUGGAUAAAUCUUUGUUGUGUUUGUUUUAGAAAGCUGCUGGCAUCGUGGGACCGCCCCGGGCGCCCAAACGCCAACUUGCUUCGUGUGCUGCGGGCAGGUCUGGGGCAGGUGGCGGCUCCUUGACCUGCCGUCAUGGAUGGAGACGGACUUUUUGAUGAAGAAACCCAAGCAGUCGAUGCCAGCCAGGGCCGUUUGGCUGUCAGAGGUUUUUGACAAAACCUGCCCUAUUCCCUUCGUGGAAUCCGAAUGAGGGAGCGUGCAGACACCUUCACCGGGAAGCCAAGGACAUUUCUGUAUAAUCAGCGGAUGAAAGGAUUUUCUCAGACUCUUUCCCCCUUUCCUUGAGAAUUAAUCCAGUGCAAUCUACGAUUCCAGUGGAAACCGCAAGGCACACGAUGUGGCAGAAGCCUCAGGGCCUGCCGGAUUGUUCUGGACCCUUCCUUUGCCUAGGGGAGUUUAACAUGUGCCGCCGGCUGCCCUCCCCAGCUGACUCCUGCUGAUCCGCUCUCUUUAACCUACCCUCAUUUUCUGAGUUAAGUUCUGUUUCCAAAACUGUCCCCUGGAGCUGCAAGUGGUGGAUUGCCAGAAAUGAGAGAUUAAGCCCUGGGAGAGGAGGAAGCGUCCUGUGUUGUGUCUUCUCUCCGCUGCCGACAUGAAGUGCUUUAUCCCAGUGCUGAGCUGUCUGGCUGUGCUGGGUGCAGUGACGGCACAGCGUCAGGUCUCCGUCCAGGAGGGACCCCUGUACCGCACGGAGGGCUCCCACAUCACCAUCUGGUGCAACGUGAGCGGCUACCAGACGCCGUCCGAGCAGAAUUUCCAGUGGUCCAUUUACCUGCCCUCCGCCCCAGAGCGCGAGGUCCAGAUCGUCAGCACCGUGGACUCUUCCUUCCCGUACGCCAUCUACACCCAGCGCGUCCGCAGCGGCAAGAUCUACGUGGAGAGAAUCCAGGAGAACUCUACCCUGCUGCACAUCACCGAUCUGCAGGCCCGGGAUGCCGGGGAGUACGAGUGCUACACGCCCAACACCGACACGCGGUACUUUGGAAGCUACAGUGCCAAGAUGAACCUCGUGGUGAUCCCAGACUCCCUGCAGACCACAGCCGUGCCCCAGACCCUGCACAAGGUGGAGCAGGACCCCCUGGAGCUCACGUGCGAGGUGGCCACGGAGACGAUCCAGCACAGCCACCUGUCCGUGGCCUGGCUCCGGCGGAGAGGCAGCGAGAAGCCCGUGGAGGUCAUCGCCCUGAGCCGAGACUUCAUGCUGCGCUCCAGCAGCGAGUACGCGCAGCGGCAGAGCCUGGGCGAGGUGCGGCUGGACAAGCUGGGGGCCAGCACCUUCCGCCUCACCCUCUUCCACCUGCAGCCCGCCGACCAGGGCGAGUUCUUCUGCGAGGCCGCCGAGUGGAUCCAGGACCCCGACGGCUCGUGGUACGCCAUGACCAGGAAGCGCUCCGAGGGCACCGUGGUCACUGUCCAGCCCACAGACAAAGAGUUCACCGUCCGGCUGGAAACGGAGAAGCGCCUGUACACCAUGGGGGAGCCGGUGGAGUUCCGAUGCAUCCUGGAGGCUCAGAACAUUCCCGACCGUUACUUCGCCGUCUCCUGGGCCUUCAACAGCUCGCUCAUCGCCAGCAUGGGGCCCAACGCUGUGCCUGUCCUCAACAGCGAAUUCGCCCACCGGGAAGCCAGGGGACAGCUGAAAGUGGCCAAGGAGAACGAUGGUGUCUUUGUGCUAAAGAUCUACCACCUCCGCCAGGAAGACAGCGGGAAGUACAACUGCCGUGUGACAGAGAGAGAGAAAACGGUCACCGGGGAAUUCAUCGACAAGGAGAGCAAGCGUCCCAAAAAUAUCCCCAUCAUAGUCCUCCCCAUCACAGAUGACUGGGUAGUUAAAGUCCCCCAGAACCACCAGAUCCUGUCCCAAGGCCACUUGGAGAGCAGCAUCUCCGUGGAGGUGGCCAGCAAUGCCAGCGUCGUCCUCGAGGGCGAGAACCUGCGCUUCUCCUGCAGCAUCCGCGCAGCGGGCAGGCCGCAGGCCCGCUUCUCUGUCAUCUGGCAGCUCGUGGACAGGCUGAACCGUCGCAGCAACAUCAUGUGGCUGGACCGGGAUGGCACCGUGCAGCCCGGCGCGUCCUACUGGGAGCGCAGCAGCUUCGGGGGCGUGCAGAUGGAGCAGGUGCAGCCCAACGCCUUUAGCCUGGGCAUCUUCAACAGCAGGAAGGAGGACGAGGGCCAGUACGAGUGCCACGUGACCGAGUGGGUGCGCGCCGUGGACGGCGAGUGGCAGGUCGUGGGAGAGCGCCGGGCCAGCACCCCCAUCUCCAUCACAGCUCUCGAAACGGGCUUCGCGGUCACAGCCAUCUCCCGCACGCCGGGGGUGACCUACAGUGACUCCUUUGACCUGCAGUGCAUCAUCAAACCCCACUACCCGGCCCGGGUUCCCGUGUCGGUGACCUGGCGGUUCCAGCCGGUCGGCACCGUCGAGUUCCAUGACCUGGUCACCUUCACCCGGGACGGAGGGGUCCAGUGGGGGGACAGGUCCUCCAGCUUCCGCACCCGAACGGCCAUCGAGAAGGCCGAGUCCAGCAACAACGUCCGCCUGAGCGUCAGCAGAGCCAGCGACACAGAGGCGGGCAAGUACCAGUGCGUGGCGGAGCUGUGGCGACAGAACUACAACAACUCCUGGACGCGGCUGGCCGAGAGGACCUCCAACCUGCUGGAGAUCAGGGUGCUUCAGCCAGUGACGAAGCUGCAGGUGAGCAAAUCCAAGAGGACCCUCACCCUGGUGGAGAACAGGCCCAUCCAGCUGAACUGCUCGGUCAAGUCUCAGACCAGCCAGAACUCCCACUUCGCUGUGCUCUGGUACGUCCACAAGCCCUCGGACGCCGACGGCAAGCUCAUUCUCAAAACCACGCAUAACUCCGCCUUCGAGUACGGCACCUACGCCGAGGAGGAGGGCCUGAGAGCCAGGCUCCAGUUUGAGAGGCAUGUGUCCGGGGGCCUGUUCAGCCUCACUGUCCAGAGAGCCGAGGUCAGCGACAGUGGCAGCUACUACUGCCAUGUGGAGGAGUGGCUGCUGAGCCCCAACUACGCUUGGUACAAGCUGGCAGAGGAGGUUUCUGGGCGCACAGAAGUCACUGUGAAGCAGCCAGACAGCCGCCUGAAGCUCAGCCACGUGCAGGGGAACCUGUCGGUUCUGGAGACGCGGCAGGUGCAGCUGGAGUGCGUGGUCCUGAACCGCACCAGCGCGGCCUCCCAGCUCGUGGUGGAGUGGUUCGUGUGGAAGCCCAACCACCCGGAGCGGGAGGCCGUGGCCCGCCUGAGCCGCGAGGCCACCUUCCAUUACGGAGACCAGGCGGCCAGAAACAACCUGAAGGGACGGCUGCAUUUGGAGAGUCCUUCGUCCGGCGUGUACCGGCUCUUCAUCCAGAAUGUGGCGGUGCAGGACAGCGGGACCUACAGCUGCCACGUGGAGGAGUGGCUGCCCAGCCCCAGCGGCGUGUGGUACAAACGGGCGGAGGACACUGCUGGGCAGACAGCCGUUACAGUCAUGCGACCAGAUGCCGCCCUGCAGGUGGACACGGUGGUCCCCAACGCCACGGUGUCUGAGAAGGCAGCGUUCCAGCUGGACUGCAGCAUCGUGUCCCGCUCCAGCCAGGACUCCCGCUUUGCUGUGACCUGGUACUCCCUGAGGACUAAAGCUGCGGGGAAAGGGGAGAGCCCCAGCCUGGAAGAACAGGAGGCCGAGGAGCAGGAGGAGGACCCCGCAGAGCGGACGGCCCUGCUGAGCGUGGGCCCCGACGCCGUGUUUGGCCCAGAGGGCGGCCCCUGGGAGGGCAGGCUGCGCUUCCAGAGGCUGUCCCCGCUGCUCUACAGGCUCACGGUGCUGCAGGCGAGCCCCCGAGACACGGGCAACUACUCCUGCCGCGUGGAGGAGUGGCUGCCCAGCCCCCAGAGGGAGUGGUACCGGCUGACAGAGGAGGAGUCGGCCCCCAUCGGCAUCCGAGUGCUGGACGCAGGCUCCACCCUGCAGUCCAUCAUCUGUGCCAACGACGCGCUGUUCUACUUCGUCUUCUUCUACCCCUUCCCCAUCUUCGGCAUCCUCAUCAUCAGCAUCCUGCUGGUUCGCUUCAAGAGCCGGGGCUCCAGCAAGAACUCGGACGGGAAGAAUGGGGUGCCCCUGCUGUGGAUCAAAGAACCGCACCUCAACUACUCCCCAACCUGCCUGGAGCCGCCAGUCCUCAGCAUCCACCCGGGAGCCAUAGACUGAGGGGCCCUGGGACGUCGGCCGCCCGAGCCCGGGCGCUCCCACGCUGCCUCUCGCUCUGUGAUGGGACAGCAGACGGCACCCGAACUGCGGAGAGCCCUCCCAGAAAACUGUCUGACUUCAGACCGUCCACAGUCCCCGACCAGUCGCAGAGACAGGCUGCUGCUUCUGGGCGGCAGCCCUGCUGGGCUCGCGACUUCCGAGCAGGUGUCGCCCCUGCGGCAUUCGGUCUCUCGUUUUCGUUCCCGGUGAUGUAGUGAGUAGCUCCGGGUGCCACGUCUGCUCACUGGUAGUAACAGGUAGAUGUUCCAGGGGUUCCCAUUCUUGGUAACGGACUCUUUUUAAAAUGCCCCUGGUUUACCCUUUUUGGGAUUCCGUAAUGCUGUGGACGCAUUUCUCUCACGUACGACGGAUGAGAAAAGGAAAGACGGACUUUAUGGCGCAAAGGAAUCUCUUCUAAGACCUUUUGCUUUUGCACACUUGAAAAUGCCACCCCUGGAGCAAGAGACACCCGAACAUUUUUUUACUUUCUUAAUGAAACUUGAAAAUUAUGUGACGUAUGGGCCCAAUUUGUAUCUUAUCUCUUCCCCCUGCUGGAGUUGUUGGGACCACUUUGCAGUCAAGAUGAAAGCGUUGAGGGUUUUUUUUUUUGCUUCAAAGAACUGUGUAGGUACAAGAGAAACCCUGCAUAACCCCAUUAGGAGUAGAUGGUGCCCGGCCAGCCUGCCUGUCGGGGAGGCAAAAUCGGCUUCCUCCCAGCCUUGCCAAAAACAUAAGAAACCUUUGUUGGAGAACGUCAAAAGCUCCAGACAGUUCACGCUUUGCAAGGUGGGCAGAGGGCUGCUUCCAGCAGCUGCCGACUUGCAGAUUGAUCGAAGCCAGCGGUCAGUGAAGGAAGGGAGAGGGCUAGUUGUUGGCUUGGUAUGUUCCCUAAGGGCCGUCUCCAGCUGGGAACUGAGCAGGUGGGCUUCUGUGCUAAGGUGCUUUGCCAAACUCGUAAAGGAAAGUGGCCAGUGGGCCUGGGAAGGGGACAACGCUGAGCUGAACACACGGCCCAAGCGGCCACCCUGUACACCGACAGAGGGCACUGGGGCCUUGGAGAGUGGGCCAGCCGUGGUGGGAGGGGUUUUCCAGAGCCUGAUGCGGGAGAGCAGGCGGGAGUAACUGCCUCCCUGGCGGUAUGAAGACCAGGUUUUUCCUUUCUUUCCAUUAGAUUUUCCUCAAAGAUACGGACGUCUUUCCUCCUCACCAUUUACCCCCCUGCUUCUCGCUGUGGUACUGCACCCAGGGGAGGUCCCGCGGUCCUCUGUGACCCUCUCCUUACAGUCUCAGCAGAAAGUGCCACCUGCCUUUGUGGGUGUUUUAAACGUCCGUUUCUCAGAUCUUGUUUGCGGUUUAGGUGACAUGGUGGUUCGUUGUUAUGGUGACUUUUUAUUUAAAUGCCCCUUAAAGUCCAGCAAAGGCCAGCGUCACCUGCUACUUUACACGAUUGGGCCAGACGCUUGGCUCCCGGGAGCAGCAUCGGCUGCGUGUGGUCGUCCACUCCACGAAGAUGUUUUUAUGCCCCGGCUUUCCCAUAUUUUGCUGGCCAGGAGUGUCAUCUCCCUUCCUCUGUGAACUUGUAUAUCUCCAAUCCCAAGGGAGUUCCCAGUUUGGAAAAAUCGAGUAGGGAUUUGGGCACUGAGUCUAACCAGAGAGAUCGCUGCGAAACCCUGUUCUGGAACUGAGCGGACUCCGAGGAGGCUGUGGGACUCCCCAGUCAUGUGGGUGCUGAUCCGGGUCGGGGUCUGGGGGUGCCAGGUGCUCGUGGGUGCUCAGCAGGUGCUUUACUGAGUCACAGCUGAAGUGGAAGCAAGGUGAGUGCUCAGCUGUUUCCCGACAGGCUCACACGCCUGCCUUCUGUCCCUGGCAGGUCACCAGCGCUCUCCUGUGAGAGUGCAGGCCCCACCACCUGACCCCGCCAGGCCUCACAUGCUCAUUCCCGUGUGUUACGCUGCACGAAUGCUUUAGAGGUGCAGCUCGGCUUAGUGCUGAGGGAAGAAGGCGGGUCUUUUGCCCCAUUUUGUCAUUUCAGGGGUGUGGGCUCUCAGUGGGAAAUCGCUGACCCCUGAUUUAUAGACUGAGUCAGCGAGGGAAGACUUACUGUUCCCGUCUGGACACGAAGAUGCCAGAGGGUGGCCUGAGGCUGGGAUGUGCACCUGAGACUCGAGUUUGAAUCGCUUCACGGCUGCGGAAAGGCAGCUGCCGCCACAUAAUUAAAUAGGCGAAGUAGUUGAAAGAAGAGGAAAGAAACCGAAGCCAGUAUUUUAAUAAUUGUGUUUUUUCCUGUGUAUUUUCUAUGGGCGUGGGGAAACCUUCAAAGGGUGAGCUUUUCCAACUUCCUAUGAAGAUCCCCAGGACCUCCCUCCUUUCGGCCCAUUCUGUGGAAAUAGAAAUAGUGUGAAUGAGGGGUAAAGGUGCCCUCCAGUGGCUGGGAGGCCUCAUUGCACACCGCCGAGGGAGCUCAGACCGGGAGAGAGACGGCCCACUACUGUCUUGACUUAUCUCCAUCUGCGACGAUGCAUUAAUGAAUCCUACACUGUGCUGGGCCCGUCCCGGACACGGAUACGACCACACCCUCUUUCACCGGGGUGUUUCUGUAGCAAGUUUUCAUAUUCUUUCCAAACAAUGGUUUCUCUGCGUUAAUUGAAGAGAAAAACAAAACAAAACAGGUUGGGUAAGAAAACGACCAAUGCAUGAUGUAGAGAGCUGUUGCUUUUUUUGUUUGUUUUUUUUUGUUGUUUUUUUAAAAAAAAACUAUUUGUAAGAUGUUGCACUAAAACAUUUUAUAUACACUUCAGACACCUGUAAUAAAUUAUGUUGAAAAUA
Messenger RNA from Miniopterus natalensis, 7158 nucleotides. RefSeq names its product immunoglobulin superfamily member 3 (gene IGSF3). Gene Ontology annotation, cellular component: membrane. NCBI's taxonomy places the organism in Eukaryota, Metazoa, Chordata, Mammalia, Chiroptera, Miniopteridae. The record is from RefSeq and is a predicted model, not a curated record.